This is a messenger RNA of Castor canadensis (American beaver), 2124 nucleotides long. The record is from RefSeq and is a predicted model, not a curated record. NCBI's taxonomy places the organism in Eukaryota, Metazoa, Chordata, Mammalia, Rodentia, Castoridae.
GGACGCUCCAUUGCAGUCUUGUUCAGGGGCGGGUGCCUGCGCUCGCGCCGCCGGGUGGGAAGGAUGAAGCCGCAGCUGGAGCAGCCACCCUAUGAUUGGCUGUGGAGCUUGUGAACCCGAAGUAAAGAUGGCGGGCGGGCAGGCAGCCGCCGCACUGCCCACUUGGAAGAUGGCGGCGCGCCGCAGCUUCAGCGCCCGCGGCCGGGGGGUCCUGCAGGCAGCGGCGGGCCGGCUGCUGCCGCUGCUACUGCUGAGCUGCUGCUGCGGCGCGGGCGGCUGCGCGGCGGCCGGCGAGAACGAGGAGACAGUGAUCAUCGGGUUGCGGCUAGAGGACACGAACGACGUGUCGUUCAUGGAAGGGGGGGCGCUGCGGGUGAGCGAGCGGACCCGGGUCAAGCUGCGGGUAUACGGGCAGAACAUCAACAACGAGACGUGGUCCCGCAUCGCCUUCACCGAGCACGAGCGGCGCCGGCACACACCCGGCGAGCGCGGGCUGGGGGGCCCCGCGCCACCGGAGCCGGACAGCGGCCCCCAGCGCUGCGGCAUCCGCACCUCAGACAUCAUCAUCUUGCCCCACAUCGUUCUCAACCGCCGCACAUCGGGCAUCAUCGAGAUCGAGAUCAAACCGCUGCGCAAGAUGGAGAAGAGCAAGUCCUAUUACCUGUGCACGUCGCUCUCCACGCCAGCCCUGGGAGCCGGCGGCCCGGGGUCCGCGAGUGGCACCGUCGGGGGCAAGGGCGGCGCGGGGAUGGCCGGGCUCCCGCCUCCUCCGUGGGCCGAGACCACCUGGAUUUACCACGACGGCGAGGACACCAAGAUGAUCGUGGGCGAGGAGAAGAAGUUCCUGCUGCCCUUCUGGCUGCAGGUGAUCUUCAUUUCACUGCUUCUGUGCCUGUCGGGCAUGUUCAGCGGCCUCAACCUGGGGCUCAUGGCUCUGGACCCGAUGGAGCUGCGCAUCGUGCAGAACUGCGGCACGGAGAAGGAGAAGAAUUAUGCCAAGCGCAUCGAGCCCGUGCGCAGGCAGGGCAACUACCUGCUGUGCUCGCUGCUGCUGGGCAACGUGCUGGUCAACACCACGCUCACCAUCCUGCUCGACGACAUCGCUGGCUCAGGCCUCGUGGCCGUGGUGGUCUCCACCAUCGGCAUUGUCAUCUUCGGGGAGAUUGUGCCCCAGGCCAUCUGCUCCCGGCACGGCCUGGCUGUAGGGGCCAACACCAUCUUUCUCACCAAGUUUUUCAUGAUGAUGACCUUCCCCGCUUCUUACCCGGUCAGCAAGCUGCUGGACUGCGUCCUGGGCCAGGAGAUUGGCACCGUAUAUAACCGGGAAAAACUGCUAGAGAUGCUCCGGGUCACUGACCCCUACAAUGACCUCGUCAAGGAGGAGCUGAACAUCAUCCAAGGAGCGCUGGAGCUCCGCACCAAGACGGUAGAGGACGUGAUGACUCCCCUCCGGGACUGCUUCAUGAUCACCGGCGAGGCCAUUCUGGACUUCAACACCAUGUCGGAGAUCAUGGAGAGCGGCUACACUCGCAUCCCAGUAUUUGAGGGAGAGCGCUCCAACAUCGUGGACCUGCUCUUUGUCAAAGACUUGGCCUUCGUAGAUCCAGAUGACUGUACUCCCUUGAAAACCAUCACCAAAUUUUAUAACCAUCCCUUGCACUUUGUUUUCAAUGACACCAAGUUGGACGCUAUGCUGGAAGAAUUUAAGAAAGGUGACUGAAAAAAGACAACAAAGGUUAAAAGGCCUAAAGUAAGUGCUCGUGGAUUUUGAAAGCCUUGAAAUAACCUAAGUUUUAAGACAAAAAAGAUAGCAGAUUACUCUGAUAAAAUUUUUUGUCAUUGAGUACAUCAGAAGUAUAAUAAUGGUGAUGUAUAAUACAGCAAGUCUGUGUUGCUAUGACUGUAUAAAUUUCUUGUACCUUUGGGAGGUAACUAGGCAUCAUAAAAAUGUCCUGCAUUUUGGUUUAGUGAUUUUUUUCCCUGCAAAUCUUUAUGCUGUGAUUCAAAGGAAGAAAAGAGCUAUGUUGGCUUUUAUAUUGCGUACAUAUUGCAACAUUGUCUAUAUAAAUGGUGAAAGAACACCUCAAGACAGGGCAUAAAGGGGAAAAAGUUAACGAAAUUAUA